Messenger RNA from Bactrocera dorsalis (oriental fruit fly), 2005 nucleotides. Its product is annotated as gustatory and odorant receptor 21a. Lineage: Eukaryota; Metazoa; Arthropoda; Insecta; Diptera; Tephritidae. The coding region runs from base 623 to 2005 and encodes 460 amino acids. The transcript is spliced from 4 exons. Gene Ontology annotation, cellular component: membrane; axon; dendrite. Gene Ontology annotation, biological process: sensory perception of taste. The record is from RefSeq and is a predicted model, not a curated record.
UCUCAAUAUCUUUCAGACUGGUUUUACUGUCGGCCUUGAGGUAACCACCUGGCCAUUGGAGCUGCUGAAACGACAAGUGAUUUUUACUUUUACCGAUUUGUUGGGUGAGUAUUGGCGGCAGUGUGUAAUUAUGCGUUUAAAAGGAAAAGGAAAGAAGUGAUAAUAAAUAAUGCAUUACAGUUUAUGUUGGUGGCGCAGCAGGAUUGUUCCUUGGCUUCAGCGUUUUGGGUGCCAUUGAGUUCUUUUACUAUUUCUCACUGCGCUUGUUGUGGUAUCUGAGAGGUUACAGAUAUUAAUAGCGUGGUGAAAUUUAAAAAUAAACAGUUAUUUCUGGUUGUUAUAAGCCGCUUAUAUACAUAUACAACAUACAUAAAUACAUAAAUUCUUGUUAUAUAACGAAAUUUUACCGAUUAUCAAUACCAUUUACUACGAAUUACUACUAUUUACUAAACAAUGUUAUUGUCACCUCUAAAAAGGCUCGAAUGCGUGCAUACACAAUAUUUAUUUACAUGGCUUCGCCCACCGCUGAACUCAUCACCGCAUAUUAAAUGUUCGAAUCAAUAUCUUUUGGCUUCCUUUGUACUUUGUCAGCCAAAUUUCCAAAAACUUGAAAUCAGUCACUAUGAGUUUCUGGGUGAAGAAUCACGACGGUUCUACGAUUUUGGAAAAGCCUCCGCGCAUUGUGCCGCUCUUCAAUCCCGGUCAACGGGAGUUUCUCGAAGAUGAGCACCGCCACCGCAUUCAAAUGCAAAAGCGUGCACAGCAGAGCGGAAAAAACACCGAGUACUACAUCCGCAAGCAAUCGACGCUGGACGACGCACGCCUACUGGAUGAGCACGAUUCCUUCUACAAGACGACGAAGAGCUUACUUGUGCUCUUCCAAAUUAUGGGCAUAAUGCCCAUACAUCGCAAUCCACCCGACAAUAAUUUACCACGCACUGGCUUCUCGUGGACGUCGCGUCAAACGCUAUAUGCCAUGUGUGUUUUCUCGAUUGAGACGUUCAUUGUGGCGAUGGUAUUGCGUGCUCGGGUCAAGAACUUCAUUGAGCAGCCGGACAAGCAUUUCGACGUCGCAAUCUAUAAUAUUAUCUUCAUCAGCUUGUUGUUUACACAUUUUCUGCUGCCGGUGGCGAGUUGGCGUCACGGGCCUGAAGUGGCGAUCUUUAAGAAUAUGUGGACGAAUUAUCAGUAUAAAUUUUGGCGCGUCACCGGCACGCCCAUCGUUUUUCCGAAUUUAUAUCGCCUCACGUGGGGUUUAUGCAUAUUUUCGUGGACUCUGAGCGUUGCCGUCAAUGUGUCGCAGUAUUAUUUGCAACCAGACUUUGAGUUUUGGUACACCUUCGCCUACUAUCCCAUCAUAGCGAUGCUGAACUGUUUCUGCAGCUUGUGGUACAUAAAUUGCAACGCAUUUGGCACGGUUAGCGAAGCCCUUGCAAGGCAGUUGGAGUUGACCCUUAAAAGCGAUAAGCCGGCAGAAAAGUUGACGGAGUUUAGAUACUUAUGGGUGGAUCUGAGUCUCAUGAUGCAGCAACUGGGCAAAGCAUACUCCAAUAUGUACGGUAUGUACUGUCUCGUCGUUUUCUUCACCACACUCACUGCCGCGUAUGGUUCGAUCAGUGAGAUCAUGGAUCAUGGUGCAACAUACAAGGAGAUCGGAUUGUUCGUCAUUAUGUUCUAUUGCAUGAGUCUGUUGUAUAUAAUCUGCAAUGAGGCGCAUCAAGCGUCAUGCAAAGUGGGCUUGGAUUUUCAAACGAAAUUACUCAAUGUCAAUUUAAUUGCUUUGGACACGGCCUCGCAGCGGGAGGUGCAAAUGUUUCUGCUUGCGAUUGCGAAGACGCCGCCAAUAAUGAACUUGGACGACUACGCAAACAUUAAUCGAGAGCUUUUCUCAUCGAACCUCACAUUUAUGGCUACCUAUUUGGUUGUACUGCUGCAGUUCAAGAUUACCGAGCAAAGGGGCUUACGUGAAAAUCAAUCUGAGUCGAACAUGGAUUAUGGCGAGUAA